GUGUGUGUGUGUGUGAGAGAGAGAGAGAGUGAGUGAGAGAGAGAGAUGGAGGAGAGCUCAGAGCUUGAAGCGCUGCUGAGAUGGGCGGCGAUGGUGGGCAUCUCCGACUCUCCGAGCAGUUCAGCACCUCCAUCUCGGACCUCUUGCUUGGGCCACUCCCUCGCCGUUGCGUCCUUCCCCGACGCCGGCGGGAGGGGCUUGGCGGCGGUGCGAGACCUCAAGAAGGGAGAAUUGGUGUUGAGAGUGCCAAGAUCGGCUCUGCUGACGAGGGAGAGGGUGGUGGAAGCUGAUGAGAAGCUGUCUGAUUGCAUCAGGAGGCAUCCGUGCCUUUCUUCGACCCAGAUACUGUCUGUAUGUUUAUUGGUUGAAGUGGGUAAAGGAAAGAAAUCUUGGUGGUACCCCUACCUAGUACAGCUACCUCGCCAUUAUGACACACUAUCAAACUUCACCCAGUUUGAGAUUCAAGCUUUGCAAAUUGAAGAUGCCAAGUGGGUUUCUGAUAAGGCUGUUUCAAACGCCAGAUCAGAGUGGAAAGAAGCUGUCUUAGUAAUGCAAGAAAUUGAUCUCAAGUCUCAACUGCAGAGUUUUAGGGCUUGGCUAUGGGCCUCAGCCACUAUAUCAUCACGUACAUUGCAUGUACCAUGGGAUAGUGCUGGUUGCUUAUGCCCUGUCGGUGAUUUGUUUAACUAUGCUGCACCAAAAGAGGAAUACAGCUCAGAUGCUGCUUCUUUGUCUGAACACAAUGAUACAGAAGGGGCAUUAGAUGCCAAACAGCCUGAUAGUUACUCCGUGAGGCUAACAGAUGGAGGAUAUGAGGCUGAAACCAGUUCAUACUGUUUUUAUGCAAAGAGAUACUACAGAAAAGGAGAACAGGUUCUUCUAAGCUACGGGACAUAUACAAACUUAGAACUUCUAGAGCAUUAUGGUUUUCUUCUUGAUACAAACCCCAAUGACAAGGCUUUUAUCGAACUAGAUGCUGAUGUGUGUAGAAUCAGUUCUUGGCCAAAAGACUCUCUUUACAUCCAACCUGAUGGGAGCCCUUCUUUUGCAUUACUCUGUGCUCUCCGCCUGUGGGCAACGCCAGCAAACCAUCGAAAGGCAGUGAAACAUAUGUUUUACACAGGAUCAAUGCUUUCAGUUGAAAAUGAAUUGUUCAUCAUGAAAUGGCUGGCAAAGAAAUGCCAACAAUUGCUGGGAAGGAUGCCCACCACAAUGGAUGAGGAUAAUUUGCUUCUUCGACGUAUAAAUAUGAUGUUGGAUCAACCCUCAUGUGUGGAGGGUGUUGAGGCAUAUUCUUGCAGGGAGCUUGAAAGCUUUCUUCAAGUGAAUUGCUUGGUGAACCAGGCAACUGAGUCUCAAUUGUCUGUUAAGGCUAAAAGAUCAUUGGAGAGAUUCAAAUUGGCGAUAAAAUGGAGAUUAAGCCAUAAAACCAUGCUACUUAAUUGUGUUUCUCACUGCAAGCGAAUAUCUGAUCGCCUCUCCAGCCAGCAUUGAGUCAACAAGAUGAGGGGUGAGGGUUUGCAUAAAUCUCAUGCUGUCCUUUUGCUGCAUUAUUUAUCUGACGUAUCUUUUGUAGUAUGCUCAUAGAUUAUCAAACCGAAUAUAAUCUUCUUCUUUUUUUAUCAAAAUUUGUUAAUUAUCUGCAUUCCUCUUGUUAGGAUUGUAAAUUGUACUUUGCUUCGCUCAAACUCAAAGGCAGACUUGUAAGAAUAAUUGAAGCACAAGCUUUAUACACAAUUUUGGCUCAAUUGUUAAAUUAUCAACCAUUAGCCUUUGGA
Dioscorea cayenensis subsp. rotundata (Guinea yam) is the source of this 1778-nucleotide messenger RNA. Its product is annotated as protein SET DOMAIN GROUP 40. Gene Ontology annotation, biological process: peptidyl-lysine monomethylation. The coding region runs from base 46 to 1494 and encodes 482 amino acids. Gene Ontology annotation, molecular function: protein-lysine N-methyltransferase activity; protein binding. Lineage: Eukaryota; Viridiplantae; Streptophyta; Magnoliopsida; Dioscoreales; Dioscoreaceae. The transcript has 6 exons. The record is from RefSeq and is a predicted model, not a curated record.